Messenger RNA from Ilex paraguariensis (yerba mate), 267 nucleotides. Lineage: Eukaryota; Viridiplantae; Streptophyta; Magnoliopsida; Aquifoliales; Aquifoliaceae. The record is from the annotation of a GenBank genome assembly.
AUGGAAGAGGCGGUGUCGCUGUGCGUGGCUCCACUGUUGCAUGUCUAUAGGAGAAAGAAAGAGAGAAGCAGAGGGUCAGGGCGGAGAGAAGCAGCGAAGAGGGAUACUUGGGAGGGGUGUGGUUAUGGCUGUGGCAGUGGUGGUGGUGGUGGUGGUGGUGGUGGUGGUGGUAACUGUGUCUGUGUCGCUGGCGAUGGUGGUGGGGCUGGAGAUGGCGUAACAAAUAGAGAGAGAGUAAAAAGCAAAGGAAUUGAAAUGAAUUCUUGA